Messenger RNA from Plenodomus lingam JN3, 1401 nucleotides. NCBI's taxonomy places the organism in Eukaryota, Fungi, Ascomycota, Dothideomycetes, Pleosporales, Leptosphaeriaceae. The record is from RefSeq and is a predicted model, not a curated record.
AUGAGCGGCCUACGGUUCCUCGACUUGGUCAAACCCUUUGUACCUCUGGUACCCGAAAUUCAACUGCCCGAGAGCAAGGUCCCCUUCAACAACCGCCUGGUAUGGACGGGCCUCACCCUCUUGGUUUUCUUGGUCAUGAGCCAAAUGCCCCUGUACGGCAUUGUGUCGUCUGAUACCUCGGAUCCGCUAUACUGGCUGCGUAUGAUGAUGGCGAGUAAUAGAGGUACUCUGAUGGAGCUGGGUAUCACGCCCAUCAUCACCUCCGGCAUGGUUUUCCAGCUCCUCGCUGGAACCCACCUGAUUGACGUCAACCUCGACCUGAAGUCCGACCGCGAGCUUUACCAGACCGCCCAGAAGCUUCUUGCCAUUCUCCUGUCCUUUGGCCAGGCUGUUGUCUAUGUUAUCUCUGGCCUCUACGGACAGCCUUCUGAUCUCGGUGCCGGUAUCUGCGUUCUCCUCGUCAUUCAGCUCAUGAUCGCCGGUCUCAUAGUCAUUCUCCUCGAUGAGCUUCUCCAGAAGGGCUAUGGUCUCGGCAGUGGUAUUUCGCUGUUCAUUGCCACCAACAUUUGCGAGUCCAUCAUGUGGAAGGCUUUCUCCCCCACCACCAUCAACACUGGUCGUGGCCCCGAAUUCGAAGGUGCCAUCAUCGCCCUUGUUCACCUUCUGUUCACCUGGCCCAACAAGACGGUUGCGCUCAAGGAGGCUUUCUACCGCCAGAACCUGCCCAACGUCAUGAACCUGAUUUCAACUGUCAUCGUCUUCGGCGCUGUCAUCUACCUCCAGGGCUUCCGUGUCGAGAUUCCCGUCAAGUCUGCCCGCCAGCGUGGUGUCCGCGGCUCGUACCCCGUCCGUCUAUUCUACACAUCCAACAUGCCCAUCAUGCUGCAGUCGGCUCUGUCCUCCAACGUCUUCCUCAUCAGCCAGAUGCUGUACAGCCGCUUCUCCGACAACCUCCUCGUCAAGCUUAUCGGUGUCUGGGAACCCAAGGAGGGUUCUGCCCAACUGUCUCCCCCUCUGAGCAUCACCGAAGCGCUCUCCGACCCCCUCAAGACCGCAAUCUUCAUCGUCUACAUGCUCGUCGCCUGUGCAGUCUUCUCCAAGACCUGGAUCGAGGUCUCUGGCUCCUCCCCCCGCGAUGUAGCCAAGCAGCUCAAAGAGCAAGGUCUCGUCAUGGCCGGUCACCGUGAAGAAUCCAUGUACAAAGAGCUCAAGCGCGUUAUCCCCACCGCCGCCGCCUUUGGUGGUGCCUGCAUUGGUGCGCUCUCCGUUGGUAGCGAUCUCCUUGGUGCGCUUGGUAGUGGUACUGGUAUCCUUUUGGCUGUCACAAUCAUCUACGGAUACUUUGAGAUUGCGGCCAAGGAGGGCGACAUGGCUGGAUUGAAGGGUAUGGUCAUGGGAUAA